Molecule: messenger RNA, 1042 nt
Organism: Castor canadensis (American beaver)
Lineage: Eukaryota; Metazoa; Chordata; Mammalia; Rodentia; Castoridae
Product: olfactory receptor 4D1
Biological process (GO): G protein-coupled receptor signaling pathway
Cellular component (GO): membrane
Molecular function (GO): G protein-coupled receptor activity; olfactory receptor activity
Source: RefSeq, a predicted model, not a curated record
UUUUGCAUGCUUUCUCUCUAGGCACAUGGGGAAAAGCUCAUGGAAUCACAGAACAUCACAUGGGUGUCAGAGUUUAUCCUCCUAGGGUUCUCACAGACCCAGAAACUCCAGAAAUUCCUGUUCCUGGUAUUCCUGCUUGUCUAUGUCACCACUGUGGUUGGAAACCUCCUUAUCAUGGUUACAGUGACUUUUGACCCCAGGCUCCACAUGCCUAUGUACUUUCUGCUCCGAAACCUGGCAGUCAUAGACCUCUGCUAUUCCACAGUCACCUGCCCAAAGAUGCUAGUGGACUUCUUUCAUGAGACCAAGAUCAUCUCCUACCAGGGCUGCAUGGUCCAGAUCUUCUUCUUCCACCUCCUGGGAGGUGGGACUGUCUUCUUUCUCUCAGUGAUGGCCUAUGACCGCUACAUAGCCAUCUCCCAGCCCCUCCACUAUGUCACCAUCAUGAACACUAGACUGUGUGUGGGGCUGAUCAUGGCUGCCUGGAUAGGGGGCUUUGCCCACUCCAUUGUUCAGCUGGCUCUGAUGCUCCCACUGCCUUAUUGUGGCCCCAAUGUCCUGGAUAACUUCUACUGUGAUGUCCCCCAAGUGCUGAGACUGGCCUGCACUGACACCUCCCUCUUAGAGCUCCUCAUGAUCUCCAACAGUGGGAUGCUGGUUCUCAUCUGGUUCAUCCUCCUACUCAUCUCUUACACUGUUAUCCUGGUGAUGCUGAGGUCCCACUCAGGGCAGGCGAGGAGGAAGGCAGCCUCCACCUGCACCACCCACAUCAUCGUGGUGUCUAUGAUUUUUGUUCCCUGUAUCUAUAUCUACUCCCGGCCCUACACUCCCUUCCCCUUGGACAAAGCUGUGUCCAUCAGCUACACAGUCAUGACCCCCAUGCUGAACCCCAUGAUCUACACCCUGAGGAAUCAGGAGAUGCAGGCAGCCAUGAAAAGAUUAGCCAACCACCUAAUUAGUUGCAGCAGGGAGUGAACUUCAAACAGGCUGACUUUUAAAUGACAGAUCUUCUCUCUGAACUUGUUCGUAUGCUAAGUGAAAA